UAUGUAUCACCAUGGACUCUUCAGAGCCUCCAUCAAGCUGCCAUCGGAUUACACGGCGGGAGUGGUGGUCGCCUUCUACACGUCGAACGGGGACGUGUUCGAGAAGAGCCACGACGAGCUCGACUUCGAGUUCUUGGGGAACAUCCGCGGCAAAGAGUGGAGGGUGCAGACCAACGUGUACGGCAAUGGGAGCACCAGCCGCGGAAGGGAGGAGCGCUACUAUCUCCCAUUCGAUCCCACCGCCGACUUCCACCGCUACUCCAUCCUCUGGACUGCUGACAACAUCAUCUUCUACGUCGACGACACCCCUAUCCGCGAGGUGCGGCGGUCCGAGGCCAUGGGCGGCGACUACCCGUCGAAGCCCAUGUCGCUGUACGCCACCAUCUGGGACGCGUCAAACUGGGCCACCUCCGGCGGCAGGUACAAGGUCAACUACAAGUACGCCCCGUUCGUGUCGUCGUUCGCCGACCUCACCCUCCUCGGCUGCCGCUUAGACCCGAUCCAGCAGGUGCCGACGACCCGGAGCGGCUGCCCCGCGGCGGCGGCUGAGAUUGCGGCCACCGGCCUAGCAGUCAUGACCCCGGAGAAGCGGCGGGCCAUGCGCGCCUUCCGGAGGCAGUACAUGAGCUACUCCGUCUGCUACGACCGAGUGCGGUACCCGGCGCCGUUCCCGGAGUGCGACAUCGUGGAGACGGAGAAGAAGAGGUUCGGGGAGACGGGGCGGUUGAGGUUUCGGAGGCACCGCCGGCGUGUGCCGCGCGGCGGCAGGGUUCCGGUGGUGGCCGACUCGAACAGGCAGCCACAGAUGUGACGAUACGGAGUGGGUGGUGUCGUAAUA
This is a messenger RNA of Musa acuminata AAA Group (dessert banana), 838 nucleotides long. Its product is annotated as probable xyloglucan endotransglucosylase/hydrolase protein 30. Bases 2 to 811 code for a protein of 269 amino acids. Gene Ontology annotation, biological process: cell wall biogenesis; xyloglucan metabolic process. Gene Ontology annotation, cellular component: cell wall; apoplast. Gene Ontology annotation, molecular function: xyloglucan:xyloglucosyl transferase activity; hydrolase activity, hydrolyzing O-glycosyl compounds. The record is from RefSeq and is a predicted model, not a curated record. Lineage: Eukaryota; Viridiplantae; Streptophyta; Magnoliopsida; Zingiberales; Musaceae. The transcript has 3 exons.